UGUUAUUUUGCAAACCCUAAAACGUCUUGCCACCCCUCCACCAGGACGACCACCCCAACUCCUCCUUCUCCCCCAACACGACCGGCCGCCGCCCUUUCCCUCGCCUCCGCCGGCCGCCGCCCUUUUCCUUGCCUCGCCUCCAUAUCAGAGUCUUCGUUCUCCUCGCCUCCGCCGCGCUUUUCCUCGCCUCCAUCUCCUUCUUUGCCUCCGUCUACGACGCUUCAACACGCAGAAGAGAGAGGUCAGCAAAGUUGUUCUAGACCAAGACGUGUUCGAGAUGGAAGAGGCAGAAGCAGCUGCUGCUGUAGAUGUGCCUAGUGUCCACGUCAGCAGGAUCUUCGUUGGGGGAUUGAGCGUGAGUGUGACAGCAGCUGACUUGGAGAAAACUUUCUCCUCACUCGGCAUGGUGUGCAAUGUGGAGUUCAUCCGCAACAAUGGGCGCAGCUUUGCCUACAUGGAUUUCAAGCCCAACUCUGAUAGAGAUUUGGCAAAGCUCUUCGCCGCUUACAAUGGAUGUACUUGGAAAGGAGGCAAGCUUCGUCUUGAGAAGGCCAAAGAGCACUAUCUUGCUCAAUUGAAGCGAGAAUGGGCAGAAGAUGCAAUGCUCUCCAAUCCAGCUAAUCAGAAUGAAGAGAAAAGUUCAGAUGGCCCAAGGAAGUCAGAAAGUUUCAACAUGGACAGCUUAAAACUUAACAUUUUCUUCCCGAAGUUGAAAAAGGUGAAGUCAUUGCCAUUCAAAGGAACAGGCAAGCACAAGUACAGUUUCCAGCGUGUUGAAGUACCUUCUCUCCCAAUCCAUUUCUGCGAUUGUGAGGAGCAUUGUGAACCUCCCGAAGCAGCAAACGAGAAGUAUCAAUCUGCAUUAAACUCUGCAGCAUAUGAGAAAGAACUAAGCAUAAUGAAUUCUGUGAUGAGCAAGCUUUUUGCAAAGGAGAACAGUGAAAUGGAUCCGUCUAGAAAGCCGGAGGUAGAUACAGAAGUAAAUAACAUUGACAACUAUGAGAAUGAUGUUCAGGUGGGUGGCACAGAAGCAGCUAGCGAGGAAGAUGAAGAUAACCUUGUGACAAAUAUCGGGGUUGGACAAACUGAGGACAUGCUAAUGCAGUUGAUAGGGAGAGAAACGCCAGCAGUUAAUCAGGAAUCACGAUUUUGUAAGAGCAAGGCAUCCAAAGAAGCGGUUCCCCCAAAGAAAAAGCAGAAAUCUGCACCAACUUCUACUUCUGAAGUUAUAAAAAACCAAGGAGCCGCUCCCCUGAAGAGAGGCAAAAACACUGAAAAUGAAUUCUCUUCACUACCCAGGAAUAAUAGUCAAGCUGGUUCGCAAGACCUAGAUAAUUAUCCGGAAAAACCAGCUUCCAAAAGCGAAAGUGGACUAGUAAAUACUGCUGAUUUACCAAAGUGCCAGUCCUGGAUUCAAAAGUCGUCGUGGAGGGAUCUUGUGGGGGAAUCGGUCACCUCUUCAUUCAGUAUAUCGAACUUGUUGCCGACUGUCAAUUUGGUACAGCCGAAAACACCAAAUGCCAGUGACUUAACAUCUAGUAAAUCUACCCUAUCAAAGAAGAGAAAGGCCGUGUCCAGUGGAGAGGGCUCAAAAUCCUCAGAACAAAGGACGAAGAGCCUUGUAGCAUCUCGGAAUGCACCUAAAGAAGAAGGUGGAGAAGCUAAAAAGAAUGGGCAUCAGGAGAAGAGGACUAUACCGAAAGUUGAUAUAGGUGAGGUUUGCCCUUUUAUAAGGAGUGCAGAGUCUGAAAAGGAGUGGACAAAGGCGAAAAAAGCUCUUAGUGGAUACAUCAAGAAGAAAUCUAAUGAGAACAACGGUGAUCGCAAGAAUUUGAAAGGCGUGCUACCACGCAGGUGAAAUAAACUGCAUAUAGUCUGUCCGUUGCCUGGAAAUAUUUCUUCCCUUGUGCUGUUAAAAUGUAAUCAGACAGCUUGAGUAUUGUUGUGUAUUUGGCCCUUCCUGUCUCAACAAUGGUGUCUGACAGGAUGAAAGCCAUACUUUUGGAGCGUUUUACACAAUACUGGGUGUAGUCACACCUGCAGAAAGACUACUUUUUGUAAGCAGAGUUGCAGUUUGAUUCUUUUCUGCAGUUGUAUUAAUGUAUUGGUCUCUUAACUGAAAGGAUUAAAUACUUGUAUAUUCUUUUUAAGUUUAUGAAUAAUCUAAUGCUUCUUUCUAAACUUUUUU
Molecule: messenger RNA, 2188 nt
Organism: Ananas comosus (pineapple)
Lineage: Eukaryota; Viridiplantae; Streptophyta; Magnoliopsida; Poales; Bromeliaceae
Exons: 5
Coding region: 278-1858 (526 amino acids)
Cellular component (GO): nucleus
Molecular function (GO): RNA binding
Source: RefSeq, a predicted model, not a curated record